Messenger RNA from Neocloeon triangulifer, 896 nucleotides. RefSeq lists its product as uncharacterized. The transcript is spliced from 9 exons. The record is from RefSeq and is a predicted model, not a curated record. NCBI's taxonomy places the organism in Eukaryota, Metazoa, Arthropoda, Insecta, Ephemeroptera, Baetidae. Bases 109 to 822 code for a protein of 237 amino acids.
CACAUUUCCACUUCCCCGGCAUAUCUGAAUUUAUAUAAGAAAAGGUGAAACAAGAAAAAGUCGUGCCUGCAAGGAAAUUCAGCCAGUUGAUUUAAAACAAGCCUUGAAAUGACUUCGAUCCUCCUGAAAACAGCGAUUUUCGCUGCCCUUUGCGCGAUGGUCAACGGUCAGAAUGAUUCCGCAACGGACUGCUCCAGUUUGGAUUUUUCGACAAUUCCGAAAACAUGCUGCAGCCAGCCGUACGGAGAACUUUUGCCACUUUCCAAAAUCCAGGGUGCACAAUCAUGCAAAGCAACUGCCGCAGUCAUGAAAUGGGUCAACACAUAUCAGCUCAAUAAUCUGCAAUCGAAAAGCAUCAAAAACUUCAUUGAUGACAAAUCCAAGUCAUAUCUUUCAACGAUUUGCGCACCAGCAACCGUUGUCAACUGCAUCUUCGAAGCCAACGAUUUUGUUAACUCUACUGGAUCGAUCAAUAUUCAAAGUUUGAAAGCAUUCUUCGCAGCAAACGCGCCAAAUGCAACUUGGGCAAACAUCAUGAACUCAAUUUUGGACCCAAUGAACUCUGAUUUCAACACGGCUUAUCCGUUUACUGACAUCGUCGAGGACAACUUCGAGAAGGUUGUUUGUCCAACAGGAAACGUCAACUUGCUUCCAAUUAUUAUGAUGCAAAUGCUUCAGAGUGAAAUAAUUUGGAUGUGUCCUAAGCAGGCAGUGUAUGAUUCGAAAAAUAAAUGCAGCGAGACAAUGAAGAAUUUCCAGUACUGCGACGCAAAAAUCUACUCAAACACUGCAAAGGGAAUAUUUUACUUCCCCAACGUUUAAAUAAAUAAACUCAUAUCAAAACUUUACUUUUUGUGGUUUCUUGGAAAAAAGAAUGACAUGCAUUAAAAUUUUGU